Messenger RNA from Thecamonas trahens ATCC 50062, 1173 nucleotides. RefSeq lists its product as uncharacterized. The coding region runs from base 1 to 1173 and encodes 390 amino acids. The transcript is spliced from 2 exons. The record is from RefSeq and is a predicted model, not a curated record. Gene Ontology annotation, molecular function: protein binding. Lineage: Eukaryota; Apusomonadida; Apusomonadidae.
AUGAGAGGGACUCGACACCGUGCGCCGUCGCGCGGGGGAAAGCGCGCCAAGCGCCGGCCGGCCCUAACUACGCGGGCGCUCCUGGGCUCGGCGCGCAAGGCCCGGGCCGCAGGCGACUACCUUGCCUCGUUGGAGAUGGUUGAGACUCUGGCGGCUGCUGUGGAGGCCCGCUACGGUCUGGCGCCGGGCGCGCUGACCGGCGCCGCGCCGACAGGCCCGCCGUCGUCGGGCACCGCGGCUGUCGACGCCGCCUGCGUCUUUGUCCUCACCGAGCUCGCCCUCGCCCGGUUCCUCACGGGUGCCGUCGAUGCGUCUCGCGCCGCCGCCCUCCGUGCUGAGGCGCUGGCCGACGCCGCCGAUCCGUUGCCGCCGCGAGUCGUCGCCGGCCUUUUCCUCGUUCUCGCCCUCGUUGCCGAGGCCGACGGCGACGACGAGGGUAUGGCCGCCCUCCUGGCGGCCGGGUCGCGGUUGGUAGCUUCGGCGGACGCCGCAGAUGCUCUGGCUCGCGUCCCUUUCCUGCUCAACACGGCGCUGUUGGUCGAUCUGCCCGCCGCCGGCACUUCCGACUACACCGCCACUGGGCCCGCCCGUCCGCCAGCUCUGCACAAGGCCACCUCACGCGUCGCCGCAGCCCUCCGCAUCCUCGGUUCAGUUUUUGCGCCGAACAGCGCCACCCUUGCCGAUGCCCACCUACUUGCUGGCGUCCUCGCCGACACGGCCGGCGACGCCAACAAGGCACUCGCCCACUACGAGCGCGCCAUGGCCGACGGCGCUACGCCCGAGACCCUCCGCGCCGCCCUCCACAACGCGGGCCUCAUCCACGCCGACGCAGGCGCUUACGAGGACGCCUUUGCCGCCUUCCGCGCUGUCCACGCCAUGCUCAAGGGCGCGACUGAGCCUGCCGCACGCCUCCAACGCGCUGACGCCGCGAUGCACAUGGGCCUCGUCCUCCUCGCCACCCGCCGCCGCGCCAAGGCCAUCGCCCUCUUCCGCGCUGUCGCCGCCACCCGCAUCGAGCUUCUCGGCGUCGACCACGUGCUCUCGGCCGAAGUUGCCGGCGUCCUCCGCCCGCUCGAGGCCGCCGAGGCUGCGUCGUCGGCCGUCGCGGCCUCGCGAGUCGAGUCGACUCUCUCACGCUACGCCUCGGCCUAUGCUGCUGCUGCUGCCACAUGA